Molecule: messenger RNA, 2042 nt
Organism: Apus apus (common swift)
Lineage: Eukaryota; Metazoa; Chordata; Aves; Apodiformes; Apodidae
Gene: IL7
Product: interleukin 7
Exons: 5
Coding region: 504-1049 (181 amino acids)
Biological process (GO): immune response
Cellular component (GO): extracellular region
Molecular function (GO): interleukin-7 receptor binding; growth factor activity
Source: RefSeq, a predicted model, not a curated record
CCUAUGUAACCCCCGCCGAGACGGCACGGCCCCGCCACAGCCACUACGGGCCGCCCGCGGGGAUCCCGACGGCUCCUGCCGCUGUCGCCCUCCUCACGGGGCUCCCCGGACCCGCUGCCGGUGCCCGCCGCGGACCCUCCCACGCGGCGGAGCGGGGAUGCCUCCUCCCCUGGCGCCCGGCCAGCCGCCCGCGCCCGCCUCGCCGCGCUGAGGCCGCAGAGCCCGGGCACUGGGAGCACCGCGGCUGCCGGCGCAGCAGAAAGUGAAAGUACCUGCCGCCGGCGGAAGCCCCAUGGGAAAAGCAGAGCCCGGCCGGGAGUCCCGCAGCCUCCCCUGACAGGCGAGCGGGGGUCGCGGGCUGCUGAGCCCCCGCUCUGCCGCCGCGGCUCCUCUCCACCCCCGGCGCGGUGCUCCGCGGGCUGCAGGCUCCAUGGGCGGGACGGCGCCGCCACCAUGACCGCCGAGCCGCCGGCGCAGCUCCCUGCCACCCCUCCCCGCGGACCAUGUUCCAUGCCUUUUUUAGAACUAUCUUUCGGGUUCUGCCACUGCUCCUUGUUCUGUCUCCAGUGAAUUCAUCUAGUUGUGCAAUGGGAAAUAAAACAACUGAAAUCCGUAUGAAGUAUGAAAAUAUACUAAGCCACGACAUCAACGAGCUGGUAAAUAUGUCUGCAGAGUAUCGUGACAGGUGCUGCAAGAAUAAAAAACAUGAAAAUAGCAAAGUGUUUUUCUGCAAUGAUACUCAGGAAGUAGAAUCACUACAGAGUAUGGCAUGCAACAUGCUCAAAUUCUUUCAUAAGCAAAAAAUCAGCAAAGACUUUAGACGGAAAGCAGCGUUAGUCUCAUGUGGGACAUUACAGGUUCUACAGUGCAAAUGUGAAAGAAAUAAAAAAGAAAAGGUUUGUACACAGGUAAACAUACAUAGUAAAGAAGAUACAGAAACAGGUGAACAGUCAAAAAAAAAAUGUAACCAAGAAUUUUGUGAACUGAAAGAAAAUAUAUCUAGCCUUCGAUCAUGCUGGAAUAAAUUUGAAAAAAUAAUUUCCAGGUGAUUCCAAGUGAAUCCUGCUCUUUUCUUUCAAAGUGGCAUUACUUGGUAUCUUUGCAUUUUAUAUGCAUUCUUCGAGUAACUCUGCUCGCUUAUAUGAAGACUUUAUGCUGGAAUGAGGAUGGAAAGCUACUGUACCUUGUUCCUGGAGAUGGAAUAAACAGAAAUGGCUAAAUCAAGCUGCUGAAGUCAGAGAAUCACAGAAUGGUUUGGGUUGGAGGGGGCCUUUAAAAGCCAUCUGGUCCAAGAAGUAGAAGUAAAACACAAAGUGUUGGAAACAAACAACUCCACAGAAGGCUGUGUCUCACCUUCGUCCUCUGGAAACUACUUUGAAUCUUCUGAUCUUUUGAGUAACUUUAUAAUACCAUGGUAUGAAAGCAAUCUUUGUACCUGUCUACUGCAAUUUAUAGUAACAUCUUACAAGCUGCAGGUGAAGAAGACAGUAUGGAAAAGUAUCUGGUUUCUUUGUCUGUAUGAAACACAUCAAGGACUGAAAGGAACAAUUUCCCAAAGAAGCAGCUGACCUUGGGUCUGUUCUGCUGAUGGAAUAGUGUUUUCAGCAUAGGUAUCUAAUGGGUCUGCAAACUGCUUUAUGUUUUGAAAAAUAGGGAAAAGGUUGACUUUUUUAAAAACUUAGGAAGAGUACUGUUUUUUGAGAGAUGCAGCACACUUCUACUGGCUGAAGUAAAGGCAAGACAGUGAGACCUAUGGAAGGUGAAAAAGGAGAAUCCUGCAUGUAAGUUUGUUCAGCUGACUGGAAACAGCACUAGCCUUGUGUAUUUGGUUAUCCUACAGUUAGCUGCAGGAGGAGCUAGCAUUUCUUAGCUCAGAUUGUGAUCUCUUAUAUGCAACUAUUUUAUAUAACGUGUUCAACAUGUUAGACAAACAUGACUUAAAAUGUGUGAAUAUUUUAAGAGAAUAAUAUAUUGGCAUUUAACUAAUGAAGUGUUCAUAUUUAAUUUUGGAUAAAUAGAAGUAUUUUUAUAGUGGUUUGUAA